This is a messenger RNA of Python bivittatus (Burmese python), 1767 nucleotides long. RefSeq names its product farnesyltransferase, CAAX box, subunit alpha (gene FNTA). Gene Ontology annotation, molecular function: CAAX-protein geranylgeranyltransferase activity; protein farnesyltransferase activity. The record is from RefSeq and is a predicted model, not a curated record. Gene Ontology annotation, biological process: protein geranylgeranylation; protein farnesylation. Gene Ontology annotation, cellular component: protein farnesyltransferase complex; cytoplasm; CAAX-protein geranylgeranyltransferase complex. NCBI's taxonomy places the organism in Eukaryota, Metazoa, Chordata, Lepidosauria, Squamata, Pythonidae.
GCUUCUCGGCUGCGAGUCUAUGGUGCGGGGAAGGCUGGCCUUCUGCCUCUCAUAGGAUCCCCCGGUUGUGUUUCUUCCGGGGUGGGCGGAGGCGCUGAUGAUGAUGAUGGCGGACGAGGAGGACAGAGGAAGCAGGGAGGGCUGCGCUCCUCGGCUGGGGACGGAAGCCGAAGCCGCGGGGGACGGAGAGCUGCUGGAGUGCGGCGAGCCCUUGGACGCCACUGGCUACGUGCUGUACAGGAACAGGAAGGAAUGGGCUGAUAUUGAGCCAGUUCCACAAGAUGAUGGGCCACAUCCUGUAGUUCAAAUCAUAUAUAGUGAAAAAUUUAAAGAUGUUUAUGAUUACUUCCGGGCUGUUCUGCAACAUGAUGAAAGGAGUGAAAGAGCUUUCAAGUUAACCGGGGAUGCCAUUGAUCUUAAUGCUGCAAACUACACAGUAUGGCAUUUCCGUAGGGUACUUCUGCAGUCCUUGAAGAAAGACUUACACGAGGAACUCAAUUACAUCACCGCUAUCAUUGAAGAUCAGCCAAAGAACUAUCAAGUCUGGCACCACAGGCGGGUUUUGGUAGAGUGGUUGAAGGACCCAUCACAAGAACUUGAAUUCAUCGCAGACAUUCUUAAUCAGGAUGCCAAAAACUACCAUGCUUGGCAACACAGACAAUGGGUCAUUCAGGAGUUUAAGCUGUGGGAUGAUGAACUGGAGUAUGUUGAGCAACUUUUGAAAGAAGAUGUCAGAAAUAAUUCCGUAUGGAACCAAAGAUACUUUGUGAUUUCCAGCACAACUGGUUACAAUGACCCUGCUGUUCUAGAGAGAGAAAUUCAGUACACCCUAGAAAUGAUCAAGAUGGUACCUCAUAAUGAAAGUGCGUGGAAUUACCUGAAAGGGAUUUUGCAAGAUCGUGGCCUUUCAAAAUAUCCAGACCUGCUAGAACAGCUACUGGAAUUGCAGCCAAGUCAUAGUUCCCCCUAUCUAAUUGCCUUCUUGGUGGACAUAUAUGAAGACAUGUUAGAAAACCAGUGUGAAAACAAGGAAGAAACCCUCAACAAAGCAUUAGAGUUGUGUGAAAUCCUUGCUAAGGAAAAAGACAUUAUACGGAAAGAAUACUGGAGAUACAUUGGAAGAUCCCUUAAGAGUAAACACAGCCCAAAUGAGGAGCAGAAUGUGCCAACAGAAAAUGAUCAGCAUUAAUUUCAUGCUAAGGAGAUAUGAUAGAGCAUUCAGCUUCUGUGUAUUUUACAAAAUCUCUAAGCUAGGCUGGCAAUUAAUAGAGUGUUCCCCUUCUUUUCAAAAUAUGUUGUAACUAUACAUUUAUUGCAGAGGCAUUGCUUCUAACCACACUGAGGGUGCAAAGUGUACUGUAUAACAAAACUGACCCAUGGUUAUUGCUGCUGCACACAUUAGCUAUGGGGUAAUCUAAAGCACUGUGCAUUUAAAAAACACUUUGUAAUUACUUGAUUUGUAUCAGAAAGAAAGAAACUUGUUUUUCUAUACAGUAUAUGAAUAAAGCUGUACUAGCAAUUUUACUAUCCUAAAUUUUAAAGUGGCCCUUUUUCUCAAAGUAAGUACACGUGAGACGCUGAAUGUAUUUGUAUUGGACUGCAGAGAUCUUCGGUAUAGCGGACAUACAGGCUAACUUAAGUUACAAAAUGAAGAAUAUGCAGUUAUACAUUGGAGCAGCUAUGCAACACUGACUGUGUUUUCGUUGUAUCCAACUAGUGCCAUCAAUAAUUUGUAAUAAAGAUAUAAAUACUGUACUUGUACAAGAA